CAGUUAAAAGUGCAGAAUUGUUUGGCGAUUAACUUCAUUGCGCCUGCUCCAUUCUUCUCCUUCUUCUCCUUCUUCUGCUUCUCAGUGUAGCAAAUCAGCUUCGGUGGCCUCUCAUUAUUAUUAUUAUUCUUAUUACUAGUCGCCCUCUUUCAAUCGGCUGCCGCAGUAGAUGUGAAGCACCAUUGAUAGUUACAAACGCCACCUCCACUCAUUUCAAUCCACUUUCACUCAUUAUCCUCCAGCAGAAAAUAAAUAAAUUAUUCGGUCACAAUUAUAUUAAACAACAGUAAACUCAAUUUUUAUCCUCAUUUCUAAAUUAUCCUCGUUGCCACUCAAACUAAAAUAUUACACAGCAAAUUGCGACCAGCAAAACCAUAUGCAAAAGGAACACGACUUACUCAAAAAUAUUUAUACUGCCUGACUCAAAGCUGAACACCUGACUUUCGAAACUCCAAAACUGGAGCACAGUGAGACGAGUGAAAGACGAGAAAACAUGAACGAAAUGGCCGGAUCCGACUUGAAAUACAACACCGAAGAGCACUCGGGAUUGAACGGCGACAAAACUUCGGGAUUCAACGAGGCACCGAAGCGAUCCGAUUCUUCAGAAGCGAUCAUGAGAAUGUACAAAAACAUGGAGGCUAGAAUCGAGGAUGGAAAAUUCCAAAGAAUCCUUGUUCUCAUAAUCGUAAGCUGCGCACUGCUACUAGACAACAUGUUAUAUAUGGUCAUAGUUCCCAUCAUUCCGGAUUAUCUGAGAAAGGUGAAUGCUUGGGACACUCGAACCUCGUAUGGGCAGAAGAACGAACUGAAGAAUGGGGCGUGGGUUAAUUCGACAUACAUAACGGACACCUAUUACGAAGGGGAAGAUACUAGUCUGGGCUUUCUGUUCGCUAGCAAGGCCUUCAUCCAACUAAUCGCCAACCCCGUGAGUGGGACUUUGAUUGACAGAGUGGGCUACGAAGUGCCCAUGGUGUUCGGCCUGUUCGUCAUGUUCACAUCCACCACCAUAUUCGCCUUCGGAGAGACCUACACUUUCCUGUUCUUGGCCAGGUGCAUGCAGGGCAUCGGAUCUGCAUUCGCCGACACUGCUGGAUUAGCGAUGAUAGCCGACCGAUUCACGGAAGAGCGAGAACGAAACCGGGCUCUCGGAAUCGCACUGGCGUUCAUCUCAUUCGGAUUUCUAUUCGCGCCUCCCUUCGGCGGAGUGCUGUACCAAUUCUGCGGCAAAGAAGUUCCCUUCCUGUUUCUAGCCUGCGUGGCCCUCAUUGACGCGGCCAUGCUGCUCCUCGUCAGUUCCAAGAACUCCCGCAGACUCAGGCAGGAACAUGCACAAGUGCCCCAUGCUCCCAUUUACAAACUACUUUUGGACCCUGACGUUCUUGUAAUCUCAGCUGCUCUCAUCAUGGCUAACAUUUCACUGGCCUUUCUAGAACCAACAAUCGCUACCUGGAUGGAAGAUUCGAUGGAUGCAGACCAAUGGCAGCAGGGAAUCAUCUGGCUGCCUGGAUUUUUCCCUCACAUUUUUGGGGUGUAUCUUUGCGUGCAGUUGUCGAACAAGUACGCCAAAACACAGUACAUUUAUGCUGGCAUAGGUCUGUGUGUGAUCGGGUUUUCGACUUGUUUCAUUCCUGCCUGCACCACAUUCACCCUCCUCAUCCUCCCCAUUUGCGGCAUGUGCUUCGGGGUGGCCCUGGUGGACACUGCCCUGAUCCCCGCCCUCUCCUACCUGGUGGACAGUCGCUACACUUCCGUAUAUGGGAGUGUGUACGCCAUAGCCGACAUCUCCUACUCGCUCGCUUAUGCAUUCGGCCCAGUCGUGUCCGGCUGGAUGGUCCACAUCGUCGGCUUCACUUUCCUCAACAUAAUAGUGGGUCUGGCCAGCUGCAUCUAUGCCCCCAGUCUCUACUCCCUCAGGAAGAUCUACGGAGAGGAGGCGGAGUUCAGAGCCAGACGACAGGAGGAGACAAACCUGCUGGAUAAUGAAGAGCUCAACAUGCCUACUACAGUGUCAGGGGGUGGGGCGGAGAGCUACUAUGACAUGAACAGUGGGACGGGAGGGGUGGCCUACCAGACCAGCCACACCCCCACUGUAGACUAUGGUAGCAGCAGCAGCCAACAGCAGCAGCAGGAGCAGCCCCAGAACUACACCAGCUCAGGGGGACCCAAGUUUAGCAGUGGGCCGAUGGGGGGAUACCAGCACGCCAGCUUCGAACUGAAACAGAAGCUGCAGUCGGGGCUGAGUUUCUCCUUCAAAAAAUGAACCUCAAAUCAAAUACACUUAAGACUUAAGAUACACUCGACCAGAAAGAUGGAUCGAUCGCCAAUACAUAUGCAUCAGAAUGAACAAUGUUGGCCUCCAUAUGGAUAAAUAUAUACGAUUUCUGCUACAACCAGGGUGCAGUCUUUCAUUUUCUCUCGAUACUGCAAUUUACAACAUUAAACAACUGGAAGUGUUUAUUCAUUAUUCUCUUGAUAGAACAAUCCCCCUUACACCUAUGAAGUUUCAGCAUUCAUUAUAUUUCUGCAAAUUUCAAAGCCAAAAGCGAUUUUUGUUUGUAUGAAGAAAUCGAACUGAUUUUGUAUUUAUUUUUGAAUGAUUUGACCGACGUAUAGUUUUAUUGUAUCACUCAAAUGACAAAAUUAAUCAAAGCUAUUCUGAAUUCUGUUUGUAUAUCCUUUAUAAUUUUAAUUAUACAAUUUUUUCUUUCUCUAAAAUACUGCGAUAGAAAAACUGCGAUCCAAAAAAGAUCCAGAAAACUACAAACAUACAUUCGAAAGGGACAAAAGCUGUCAAGGAAGGAUAAACUGAAUUUUCUCAAAAGAAAACAAUUUGCGGAAAUUUAAAAAAUCAUUGGAAGAAGAAGACAGAGGGCUUAACUUUUCAUCCCAAACAGUUCACUUGAAGUAUAACUUUUUAAU
Messenger RNA from Symsagittifera roscoffensis, 2919 nucleotides. RefSeq names its product probable vesicular acetylcholine transporter-B. The transcript is spliced from 4 exons. Gene Ontology annotation, biological process: xenobiotic transport; chemical synaptic transmission; transmembrane transport. NCBI's taxonomy places the organism in Eukaryota, Metazoa, Xenacoelomorpha, Acoela, Convolutidae. Gene Ontology annotation, molecular function: xenobiotic transmembrane transporter activity; acetylcholine transmembrane transporter activity. Gene Ontology annotation, cellular component: AP-1 adaptor complex; AP-2 adaptor complex; terminal bouton. The record is from RefSeq and is a predicted model, not a curated record. The coding region runs from base 494 to 2260 and encodes 588 amino acids.